Cynara cardunculus var. scolymus (artichoke) is the source of this 1562-nucleotide messenger RNA. RefSeq names its product serine-threonine kinase receptor-associated protein-like. Gene Ontology annotation, cellular component: SMN complex. The transcript has 7 exons. Bases 420 to 1415 code for a protein of 331 amino acids. Gene Ontology annotation, biological process: spliceosomal snRNP assembly. NCBI's taxonomy places the organism in Eukaryota, Viridiplantae, Streptophyta, Magnoliopsida, Asterales, Asteraceae. The record is from RefSeq and is a predicted model, not a curated record. Gene Ontology annotation, molecular function: protein binding; RNA binding.
ACGCCGUAAUCCUAUUUAUCUUACUUUUUAGUACCAUUUUUGUUUCCUUUUUGUUUAUUUUUAGUUCACAGAAAUAAUUCGAUCUGUUGUUCUUCGCAUAUCGUGGGGUUAGGAGGUGUGGAUUCAUCGUAUUGAAGCGAUCAAAAGCUCAAAAGUUUGGUUUCCCACCUGUGUUGAUUGCCGCCAUUCUCCUUUUCUUACACAUAUAAUAUUUAGUAUUUCUUGUAAGAUUUCCAUAUUUGAUGUAACAAUCAAGAUUUAUCCAAGGCAAUUGUGCGCGAUUUUUGAGGUCAAUUGUCGAUUUCUAGGUUUUUGGUCCUUGAUUUCUAGAUUUGGGAUCGGGGACUUGGAUAUCGUUUUCAAACUGGAAGGUCAGAUUUUUAGGGUUUUUGUGUAAUUCGGUCUUUUUAAGAGGGCUUAUGGAUAAGAAGAAGGUCGCAGUUCCGCUCGUAUGCCAUGGUCAUUCUCGGCCAGUAGUGGAUUUGUUCUAUAGCCCGAUCACUCCAGAUGGGUUUUUCCUUAUCAGUGCCAGCAAAGAUUCCACUCCUAUGCUUAGAAAUGGAGAAACCGGAGAUUGGAUAGGAACCUUUGAAGGGCAUAAAGGUGCAGUUUGGAGUUGCUGUCUAGAUACUAAUGCUCUACGUGCUGCAUCGGCAUCUGCUGAUUUCACAGCGAAAUUGUGGGAUGCGUUGACUGGGGAUGUGCUGCACUCAUUUGACCACAAGCAUAUUGUUCGAGCAUGUUCCUUCUCUGAGGAUACACAUCUUCUGCUGACUGGAGGUUUUGAGAAGAUACUUCGCAUAUUUGAUUUAAAUCGGCCAGAUGCACCUCCAAGAGAAGUUGAGCAUUCUCCGGGUUCUGUAAGGACUGUUGCUUGGCUCCAUAGCGACCAAACAAUAUUAAGUUCGUGCUCUGAUUCUGGAGGAGUAAGGCUAUGGGACGUGAGAAGUGGCAAUAUCGUCCAUACUCUUGAAACGAAAUCAUCUGUGACCAGUGCUGAAGUCAGCAAGGAUGGUCGUUAUAUAACCACCGCAGAUGGAUCCUCUGUCAAGUUCUGGGAUGCAAACCAUUUCGGAUUGGUGAAAAGUUAUGACAUGCCCUGCAACGUGGAAUCAGCAUCGUUGGAACCAAAAUUUGGUGAUAAGUUUAUUGCUGGAGGGGAAGACAUGUGGAUUCGCCUAUUUGAUUUCAAUACCGGGGAAGAAAUUGGAUGCAACAAGGGUCACCAUGGUCCAGUCCAUUGUGUGAGAUUCUCACCGGGAGGUGAAUCGUAUGCGUCUGGUUCGGAAGAUGGAACCAUAAGAAUAUGGCAGACAGGGCCAUUGGUUCCAAAUGGGCCUUUGAAACCUAUAACAGCUGAUGAAAUUGGGGCAAAGUUGGAGGAUUUGAAAGUGGGGAAACAAGUAGUUAACUAGAAAGAAAGAAAGAAAGAAAGAAAGAGACAUAUCAUAUCAUAUCAUAUAUAUAUAAUAUAUGCCUUUUUUCAACUCUUAAAUCUGUAACUCUAUGUUGUCACUUCAUCCUUUGAAAUAAACUUGUGGAUUUUUGCCUGCUUCCAUUCA